Messenger RNA from Entrophospora sp. SA101, 474 nucleotides. NCBI's taxonomy places the organism in Eukaryota, Fungi, Glomeromycota, Glomeromycetes, Entrophosporales, Entrophosporaceae. The record is from the annotation of a GenBank genome assembly.
AUGAACUUUUUGCAUGAUGUUAUUUUUAUUGUAAAUGGUGAAGAAAUACGAGCAAGUCGAUAUGUACUUGCUGCAAGCUCUAAGAUUUUCCGUCAGAGAUUCAAUUCGGAAGAGCAUGCAAACUCAAGCGCAGCUAAUCCGUCUAGGAUCACUAUUGGAAAUGUUAGCUCCAACUCGAUGAAGAUUUUGUUGCGUUACUUAUACGGUCAGAAUAUCAAUGACGCAAUUUGGGGUAAUCAAAGUUCAAAUCAAUAUCAAAUAUCAAAUUUGGAAAAUUUGGAAUUAUAUAGGGACCUACUUGAAUUAGCAAAUAAUUAUGAACUAGAUCAUUUAAAAGAUUUUAUGGAAUUAAAGCUCUCUCAAUUGGUUAACAGAACAAACAUGGAAGAGAUAGAAAGUUUAGCAACAGAUUUAAAUGCAAAACAACUCGAACAGUAUUGUCGUUGUUUUAUUCGUGAUAAUGAAAAUUUAUAA